AUGAAGUGGAAGGAGUUAUACGCGAUGGAGAAACAGCGUAGAGCUCAGCUGGAAGAGGAGUUGAAGGAUGCACGUCGUCGCCUCGAAUCUGACAUGGAGUUAGCGUAUCAGGACUAUCAAGCGCAAAUGCUUCGUGAGGAUCUACAGCGUCGGCAGCAGGAGCUUGAGCGGCUGGAGGCCGCUCGUCGUGAGCGGAUGAAUAUGAGGGCUGCUGCUGGUGGGCCAGGAGGACCACCUGGUGGUCCAAAUAUGGGUAUGGGUGCACCAAUGCAGUUUGGUCAACCGGGACCAUUUGGUCAACCGAUGUCAGGAGGACCUAUGGGAGGUCCUAUGGGAGGACCUCCAAUGGGUGGUCCACCUGUCGGAGGUCAGUAUCAACCACAGCCAUAUCAGCAAGGACCGCCUGGUCAGAUGCAGUCUCAUGGUGGACCAGGAGGUCCAGGAGGUCCCAUCGGUGCAGGCGCUCCUGGUGGUCCUGGCUCUCAGAAUGGACCUGGAGCGCAAGGAGGGCAAAGGCCAGCUACAAAUAAUAUGCUUGAAGGAGUCCAGCGUCUUCUGCAAAUUUUCAAAAAUGAACCUGGGCAGCAACGCCCUGCAUCUGGAGGCCCCAAUUCAUUCGGAGGUGGACCUGGUCCUAUGGGUUACGUUGGAGGACCCGGAGACUACCCACCAGAGAAAAGGAUGCGCCGCUGA
Messenger RNA from Cylicostephanus goldi, 693 nucleotides. NCBI's taxonomy places the organism in Eukaryota, Metazoa, Nematoda, Chromadorea, Rhabditida, Strongylidae. The record is from the annotation of a GenBank genome assembly.